ACGCAGCCUGCUAGACAGGGCUCCCGGACCCCUCCCGACCACCCCACCCGGUCGCGACUCGCGCGGGCUGGGUCUCAAAGCCUCCUUGGUUGUCCGCCUGGAAGGCACCCAGCGGCAGCAGCGCCCGGUUAGCUCGGAGUCGCGCACCAACCGCAGCCGCCACCCAGGCCCCGCCCAGAGGCAGCCGCGAGCAAGGCCGCGCCAGGGACGACUGCGGAGCGCGGUGUCUGACCUAAUCCACCUCCAGAGCCGGAUCUUUCUGCGUCUGGGUCCUCCGCAAAGACUGCUGCCAUGCCGGUGACCGUGACCCGCACGACCGUCACCACCACCAUGUCGUCCUCCUCAGGCCUGGGCUCCCCAACCAUCGUGGGGUCCCCUAGGGCGCUGACCCAGCCCCUGGGCCUCCUCCGCCUGCUGCAGCUGGUGUCCACCUGCGUGGCCUUCUCACUGGUGGCCAGUGUGGGUGCUUGGACGGGGUCCAUGGGUAACUGGUCCAUGUUCACGUGGUGCUUCUGCUUCUCCGUGACCCUCAUCAUCCUCAUAGUCGAGUUGGGCGGGCUCCAGGCCCGCUUCCCCCUGUCCUGGCGAAACUUCCCCAUCACCUACGCCUGCUACGCCGCCCUCUUCUGCCUGUCGGCCUCCAUCAUCUACCCCACCACCUACGUCCAGUUCUUGUCUCACGGCCGCUCCCGGGACCACGCCAUCGCCGCCACCGCCUUCUCCUGCAUCGCCUGCGUGGCUUAUGCCACCGAAGUGGCCUGGACCCGGGCCCGGCCCGGGGAGAUCACCGGAUACAUGGCCACCGUGCCGGGCCUGCUCAAGGUGCUGGAGACCUUCGUGGCCUGUGUCAUCUUUGCCUUCAUCAGCAGCCCGUACCUGUACCAGCACCAGCCGGCGCUGGAGUGGUGCGUGGCCGUGUACUCGAUCUGCUUCAUCCUGGCGGCCGUGGCCAUCCUGCUGAACCUGGGUGACUGCACCAACGUGCUGCCCAUCUCCUUCCCCAGCUUCCUGUCCGGGCUGGCCCUGCUGUCGGUCCUCCUGUAUGCCACUGCCCUGGUUCUCUGGCCGCUCUACCAGUUCGAUGAGAAGUACGGUGGCCAACCGCGGCGCUCAAGGGAUGUGAACUGCGGCGACAGGCACACCUUCUACGUGUGCACCUGGGACCGCCGGCUGGCCGUGGCCAUCCUGACGGCCAUCAACCUGCUGGCUUACGUGGCUGACCUCGUGUACUCGGCCCGCCUGGUUUUUGUUCGGGUGUGAGGCUCCGGCCCGGGGCUCUUGACUCCCCCCUCGUGCCCAGGUUCUCAUUUCCUCUUCCGGGCUCCCUGUCUUCCACCUUUCUCCUGUCCUUCCCAGUUUCCCUUGCUCUUUUCCGUUUCUUUCGCUUCUGGGCUCCUCUCUCCUUCCCUUCCUGUUUUGUUUGGUUGCCCGUAUCCUGUUUGGCCCAUUUGCCCUUCUGUUUUCAUGGUCUUCUUUUCUGACCUGUUCUGCCUCUCCCGGCUCUUUUCUGGUCCUCUCAUUUUCUCAUCUGCCUGUGUCUUAGCCACCCCUUCCCGUUUUCUUUCUUCCAAUUUCCUCGGGAGCUCCAAGACUCCUUCUUCUCUACCCCCACCUCCAAAGGUGCUGAGCUCCACCUGUCUGUCCCACACCUCUCUCUGCAGCUGUUAAUACCCCUGGCCUCCCCGAGGGGCCUCAUUGCCAAAGCAUGCCUGCCCGCCCUGGCUGUGCCUUGUUGGUGUGUACGUGUGUGUUUGGGGGAGAGGGGGGGAGGGUAGCUAGGGAUUGGGCUCCCUUUCUCCCAGGGGAGGGGGGUGUACCGUACAGGUCCCCUUUAAGUUAAAAAAAAAAAAAUCUCUGGAGGCCAAAGGUUUUCCAGUGGGUAUGAUGCUUAACCCACAGACAGACCCCGGGUCCCUGGGUCCUGCUCGGCACCCAGCCUCGCCUGAGACUGCCUCCAGAAUUUUUGCCAGGCUUACUAAGAAUCCACUGCCUAGAGGCCAUCUUAAAGGAAGUCAAGGGUGAACGUUUUUCCAGCCCGACUGCUCUCUGCGUUAUCGAAAACCCCUCCGAAGUAUUUGUGAGGGGCAGCGAUGUGGCCCUCCAGCCUUAGUGUUAAAAAUAGCCCGUCCUGCCUUUGCUGGGAGAAAAAAAAUGGCCACUGCCUGCCUUAACGGCAAUGCUAGCCUGGG
This is a messenger RNA of Acinonyx jubatus (cheetah), 2189 nucleotides long. It is a transcript of the gene MYADM, whose product is annotated as myeloid associated differentiation marker. Bases 292 to 1260 code for a protein of 322 amino acids. The record is from RefSeq and is a predicted model, not a curated record. NCBI's taxonomy places the organism in Eukaryota, Metazoa, Chordata, Mammalia, Carnivora, Felidae. The transcript is spliced from 3 exons. Gene Ontology annotation, cellular component: cell-cell junction; plasma membrane.